AUAACUGCUCUCUCUCUCUCUCUCUCUCUCUCUCAUUCGCAUUGUGAUUUGUGAAGCUCUGAGAGCCCUAAGCGAAAAUGUUGGAGGCGAGGCUGGUCCAGGGAAGCCUUAUGAAGAAGGUUAUGGAGGCGAUCAAGGACCUCAUCGACAUCGGCAAUUUCGAAUUUUCUAGCACCGGUUUCAUGCUCACCGAUAUGGACCCGAACCGUUUCUCUGUAAUGGAAUUUUUUCUCCAUUCUGCGGGUUUCGACCAUUACCACUGCGAUCGAAACCUUUCCUUCGCCAUGAACCUCCACAAUUUGGCCAAGAUUCUCAACUGCGCUGCAGACGACGAUAUUCUCACCAUCCAAGCCCAAGGUGAUGGUCUUGCCGCCGAUUCCAUUACCUUCACCUUAGAAAGCCCUAAUCAAGAUAAGGUUUCCAAGUUUGAAAUGAAGGUGAAAAAAAUAGACAGCCAGCAAUUUGGGAUUCCAAGGACAAAAUAUCAGGCCAUUUUUAGGAUGCCGUCUUCCGAGUUUGCUAGGAUUUGCAUGGAUCUUAGCAACAUUGCUGAUACAGUAGUGAUAUCCGUGACCAAGGAAGCUGUGAAGUUUUCUGCUAGAGGUGACAUAAGGGCUGCUACUAUUGCUUGCAUGCCGAACACUGAUGUGGACAAGGUUGAAGAAGCUACUCUUAUAGCAGUGGAUGAGCCAGUCGGAUUGACCUUUGCCCUCAAGUAUAUGAGCUUAUUUACCAAGGCAACCCCAUUGGCAGACCAAGUGACUAUCAGCCUGUCAUCGGAUCAACCUGCUGUAGUGGAGUACAAAAUGGCAGAGAUGGGCCACAUAAGGUUCUACUUAGCUCCCAAGAUUGAAGAAAUGAACACUGAACCUCUAGGUGAAAAUGAGGACGAAAUGGAGACUGAACCUCAAGCUGAAAGCAACCCUCCAGUAGAUACCAAAGCUAAAAUAGAAUUGUGGGAGCUGACUAGCUUCGACUAGACUCAUUGCCGCUGCUAUCGUUCUGCUAUCGUUCUACCUUUUCAUGGUUGACUUCAGUACCCCGUUUGACAUUUUGAGAUUCAUCGGGCAAUCGUAUCAUACUUUGGUGUAAGUAGCCUAGCACAGAAAGGCUGAUUGGCAAUCCCUUUACCUUUUUGCUAAAUUCUAUGAUAUACUUCCGUAACAGCAUGAUUUACCAACUAGCAGCUUUUCUUGGGCAGCAACUUGAAAAUGUUUCUUGUAAAGUAUAGGAAUGAUAUAACUGAAAAUUAUAACUGUUUUUCAUGAAUUAAUCAAUAUAAGAAAUGUUAAUAACAGACUGAUUGUGUGGAGACCAAUUCUACAACCCUUCGCCAAAAGAAUUAAAAAAAAAAAAGGAAGAAAAAAAA
This is a messenger RNA of Ziziphus jujuba (common jujube), 1369 nucleotides long. Its product is annotated as proliferating cell nuclear antigen. Gene Ontology annotation, cellular component: PCNA complex. The transcript is spliced from 4 exons. Gene Ontology annotation, molecular function: DNA polymerase processivity factor activity; DNA binding. Lineage: Eukaryota; Viridiplantae; Streptophyta; Magnoliopsida; Rosales; Rhamnaceae. The record is from RefSeq and is a predicted model, not a curated record. The coding region runs from base 78 to 980 and encodes 300 amino acids. Gene Ontology annotation, biological process: mismatch repair; regulation of DNA replication; translesion synthesis.